Messenger RNA from Sturnus vulgaris (Common starling), 1205 nucleotides. It is a transcript of the gene NECAB3, whose product is annotated as N-terminal EF-hand calcium binding protein 3. Gene Ontology annotation, molecular function: calcium ion binding. NCBI's taxonomy places the organism in Eukaryota, Metazoa, Chordata, Aves, Passeriformes, Sturnidae. Gene Ontology annotation, cellular component: Golgi cis cisterna; endoplasmic reticulum; cytoplasm. Gene Ontology annotation, biological process: regulation of amyloid precursor protein biosynthetic process. The record is from RefSeq and is a predicted model, not a curated record.
GGCACUGCACCCUCCGGCACCGCACCGCUCCCCCGGUGCCCGCAGCACCGCGCCCGCCGGGACCAUGAUGUCGUGUGCCGAGCUGCUGGCCGUGUGCCUGCUCUCAGCAGAUCGCGGCCCCAAGCCCCACCGCCAGCCUCUGCCCAUCUUCCACGACAUUUUCCGGCGAGCCGACAAGAACGAUGAUGGGAAGCUGUCAUUUGAGGAGUUCAAGAACUAUUUCUCGGAUGGCAUCCUGAGCUCGGAGGAGCUGUGGGAGUUGUUCAGUGGCAUUGACAGGCGUCACUCAGACAACGUGGACACGGAGAAGUUGUGUGAUUAUUUCUCUGCAUACCUCGGGGAAUACAGGAAUGUGCUCUCUGCCCUGGAAACCCUCAAUGCUGCAGUGCUGGCAGCCAUGGACAAAACCAAGCUGAGGUACGAGACUGCCUCGAAGAUGGAGCAGUUCCUGACCCGGUUCCUGCUGCGGGAAACCAUGCACCAGCUGCAGUCCCUGCAGGCGUCCCUGGAGUGCGCCGUGGACACGGUGGAGGAGCAGGCGGGACGGGACAGAAAGGAGAUCAAGAAAUCCGAGACUUCUGUUGGCCUGAGGUCAGGGAGGCGGUGUGGGCGCAGGGGACAGAAGAACGUGUGCCUGUCCCCAACAGACCCCUACUCUGGGAUGCUGACAACAGGUGUUUGUGUCGAGGACAACAGCCAGUGGAUGGCUCAGAUCAACAGGCUCCAGCAGCUCAUCGAGAAGCUGGAGUGCAAGAGCCCACGCCUGGAGCCGCUGAAGGAGGAAACCAUGUGCAAGGGACAGGAUGCACACAUCCUGGUGGCCAAGAGGCAGAUCUCGGUGGCCACGAGCAGCAUCGAGGAGUUCCGGCGGGCGUUCCGCUCCUACACCGAGGGCACGGCCGGGCACAGCAGCUGCCUGCAUGUCUCUGCCUGCAAGCUGACAGACGAGGCGUGCUUCAUCCUGUACGAGUUCUGGCAGGACGUGACCUCGUGGAGAAGCCACUUGCAGUCCAGCUGCAGCAAGACUUUCCAGCAGUCCAUCCUCAGCUUGCUGGAGUCCCCGGAGCUGCUGACCACCAUGCUCUUCCCAGCUUCCUGGUGGAUCAUGAACAACAACUGACACGAGGCAGUGUCUCCAGGACACCAUCAGCAUGCGGGAGGACGUGGAGCCCUGGGCACAGCAUCACCUUUGUCACCUCCCUGUC